GCUGCGCUCUCCUCUUCCGCGUGCAUCCCGGUCUCGGAGUCGUCCUCGCCUCGUUGGUUAGUGCUGCCUUUUAAAGCAAACGGGCGCGCACUUCCAACGGUCAUUCAGUCUGAAUACUAGACACAGGGAAGGAGUACUGCUGUGUCGUCCAACCAUCCCCCUCUUUCUUUCCCUGUUAUUAAUAGAUACCAAACUAGCUACCCCCUUUAUCUGUUGUUAUUUUUUAUUUGUAUUUUAACGUUAAACGGUUAGUCAACUAGCUCAAUCAUGUACCGGUACUUCGGGGAGUUGUUAUCCCGCGGGGCGGGCAGUGCGCUGGCCUCGGGGUGCGUGGACUCUGCUCUCCCAGCAUCGGCCUCUUUAAUGCGGGUCCGACAGUAUAGCGAGCAGCCCGACGACCCCAACUUCUUUCGCAUGGUGGAGGGUUUCUUCGACCGCGGAGCCGCCAUCGUUGAGGACAAGCUUGUGGAGGACCUAAAGAGCAGAGAGACCCCCGAACAGAAGACGAAACGAGUGAAAGGGAUUCUCCGCAUCAUCAAGCCCUGCAACCACGUCCUCAGCGUCUCUUUCCCCAUCAAGAGGGACAACGGAGAGUGGGAGGUAGUGGAGGGCUACCGCGCACAGCACAGCCAGCAUAGGACGCCCUGCAAGGGGGGUAUCCGCUACAGUGAAGAGGUGUCUGUUGAUGAGGUGAAGGCUCUGGCCUCUCUGAUGACAUACAAGUGUGCCGUGGUCGAUGUACCCUUCGGAGGGGCUAAAGCUGGUGUCAAGAUCAACGUCAAAAAUUACUCUGACAAUGAGCUGGAGAAGAUCACUAGGAGGUUUACCAUUGAGCUGGCCAAGAAAGGCUUCAUCGGGCCAGGUAUUGAUGUGCCUGCUCCUGACAUGAGCACCGGAGAGAGAGAGAUGUCCUGGAUCGCUGACACAUACGCCAACACCAUUGCACACACUGACAUCAACGCCCACGCAUGUGUGACAGGGAAACCCAUCAGCCAGGGCGGUAUCCACGGUCGUAUCUCAGCCACCGGUCGCGGAGUGUUUCACGGCAUUGAGAACUUCAUCAACGAGGCUUCCUACAUGAGCAUGCUGGGCCUGACCCCCGGCUUCCAGGACAAGACAUUCAUAAUCCAGGGCUUUGGUAAUGUGGGUCUCCACUCCAUGCGGUACCUCCACAGGUAUGGUGCUAAGUGUGUGGGCAUCGCUGAGUAUGACGGCAGCAUCUACAACCCAGAGGGCAUUGACCCCAAGCAGCUGGAGGACUACAAACUGCAACAUGGUACGAUCGUAGGUUUCCCCGGGGCUCAGCCAUACGAGGGCAGCCUACUGGAAGCGCAGUGUCACAUCCUGAUCCCUGCCGCCAGCGAGAAGCAGCUCACACGCAACAACGCCCACAGAAUCAAGGCCAAGAUCAUUGCUGAGGGAGCCAACGGCCCAACCACACCCGACGCUGACAAGAUCUUCCUAGAGAACAAAGUCAUGGUCAUCCCUGACAUGUACCUGAACGCCGGUGGUGUGACAGUGUCCUACUUUGAGUGGCUCAAGAACCUGAACCAUGUCAGCUAUGGACGUCUCACCUUCAAAUACGAGAGAGACUCCAACUACCAUCUCCUCAUGUCCGUUCAGGAGAGUUUGGAGAGGAAGUUUGGAAAGCAGGGAGGACCAAUCCCCAUUGUCCCCACUGCUGACUUCCAGGCCAGAGUCGCUGGUGCUUCUGAGAAGGACAUUGUUCACUCUGGCCUGGCCUACACCAUGGAGAGAUCUGCCAGGCAAAUCAUGCGUACAGCCAGUAAGUACAACCUGGGUCUGGACCUGCGGACGGCUGCGUACGUCAACGCCAUCGAGAAGGUGUUCAAGGUCUACAACGAGGCCGGCAUCACCGUCACAUAAUCACCCUAUCAAAGUCAGACCCCACCCAUACUGCCCUGCUAUUGGUUCCACCGCUUCCCCAUCGCCCAAUCAGCCUUUAGAACAUUUGAACAUUUACAUUAGAGAUCCCCGCCUCCCCUUCGUACGCACGCACACAGACACACAUGCAUACACACACACUGAAACAUACUGUGUUCUGUGUCCCAUGACCUCGCCGUAUCUCAUUAUCAUGACGGUAACUCAGUAUUUCUGUAUCGUUUUGUUUCAGUAUUGUCGUUCAGUUAUUUGUGUAUUGUGAAAGGAGCAGGUUGUAGCAGGAAGCAAGCUAUGCUGAGAGAGAUUCAAGCCACCCCCCCCCCGUUACUAUCUGAGUUCAAUGUCUGUCUUUUUGUCUUGUUUGACCCUGGUGUUGCCAUGGUUUCACACCAUAGCACUGGAGAUGCCUUAGCUCUGACGGAGCUCUGACCUGAAGAGACGCACAUACACCCCUAUACUGUACUUUAGAAAAGGAAAUUGAUUUAAUGUUAACUUUAGACGUAUACUUUUCUUUUUUUAAGGGAAAUAGUUUAAAACUUUAUAACAGGGAAAGAUGACAUCAUAUGUGUUCCUCAGUUUUCCUCCCAGAGGUUAGAGGUCAGGGCCCGUAUCCACAAAGCAUCUCAGAAAAGGUCCUAGGAAUCCUGUUAUAACCUGUUUUAAGACACAAAAAAAAUCAGAAUAAGUUUAAGACACUGCUCAGAUGGGCCUCCCGAGUGGCGCCGAGGCCUCAAGCUGUGCCUUAGACAUCACUACAGAGCUGGGUUCGAUCCCAGGCUGUGUCACAACCGGCCAUGACCGGGAGUCCCAUAGGGCGGCGCACAAUUGGACCAGCGUCAUCCCGGGUUAGGGGAGGGCUUGGCCGGGGGGGCUUUGAUUGGCACAUCGCGCUCUAGCGACUCCUUGUGGGCUCCUUGCGGGCUGGGUGCUUGCAGGCUGUCAUCAGUUGAACAGUGUUUCUGCCGACACAGUGGUGCAGCUGGCUUCUGGGUUAAGCGGGUGGGUGUUAAGAGUGCGGUUUGGCGGGUUUAUGUUUCGGCCUUCAUGUUUCGGACUCGACCUUCACCUCUCCUGAGUCCAUUGGGGAGUUUCAGCGAGGAGAUGAGAUCGAAAUUGUUUCUGCAAAGGAAAGAUAUAGUGAUGACGCUCAUUGCCAUUGUUGUAAAUGAUGGGGGAAUAACCAAUCACGAUGAGGCAUUGGCAGCUGUGAACUCUAUAGAGCACACACAUACAUCAAAUGUUGUAAUGGUAAAACGUUUGAUAUCAUUUUCAUCCUGACACGAUCACUUUGCUUAUUUUAAUGAUUGCCCAAUAUGUUGGCAUGCAUAAAAUAAAUACUGUAAAUCACAUUUUUAUGGUUGUCAAAAGCUUUAUUUUGACAAUAUUACCGUUAUAGCAACACAGACAUUGUCACUCCUGUUUAACAACUCUAAAUCGCUUUGGCACAGUAGGCAUCAAGUCACUUGCCCAUAAUGUUUGAAAGGUCUGUAAUUUUCAUUGAACACAAUCAAAGGUUACAUAAGCACUAGAUGCCUACAGUUGCACAAUUUAUAGGGUUGCCCAAUUUAGACAUAUUUUUUUAACUAUGUGAGGUUGCGUUCCAAAUGGAUAACUUGAAAUAACUUGAUGUAGGUCAUUAAAUAAUCAAAAGGAAAAUGUGUUUAUUCAUUAGCGUAGUGGUUAUAAAUAUUUAGGCAUAUCAUGUGAAAUCAUUGUCAAAAGGGCAAGAGAUACUGUUGAUUGUAGGUCUAGAUUUUUAUGGGAUUGAUGAAAUAUCAAAAUGUUCUUUUAAAAACUCAAAAGCAAAUGACACAGGAACCACUGACUGGCUGCAUUUGUCUGUUAUCAAGACACCUGCUGGUAACUCUUAACUGGUUAGGACAGCUCAUGAGGUGUCCUAAUUAUCUGUCAACUAGGUGUGACUCUUAUGACGAAAGAGGCUUCAUGCAUAGCGUUUAUUUUCACUCAUAAUAGUAGGAGUGAAAUAUCUCUAUUCUCGCCACUUAUGACCAAUUUUCAACUCUGAGACGCUUUGUUGAUACGGGCCCCGGGCUCAGGGUUAGAGGUCAGGGGUUAUGGUUAGCGUUCUGUGCUGAGGAACACUGGGUUCUACUGUGUUUGGUUGUUAGUAAAGUUCUACACCCUUCUCCACUACAUCAGUCCCCCCACGAGCCCCCCAACCUUCCCUGCCUACUGCUCCUGUCUUGUCCAAUCUGACCCUCCUCCAAACCCCCCACCCCACCCUGAGCGAGAGAGUAGAGAUACUCAAUGGAACAAACAUUCUCCUUUUACUUCUCCAAUAACCCGUUCAUGCCCGCAAAUGGAAAUUGCUUUGGGAAAUGUGUAUUUCCUUUUUUGUUGUUGAAAACCAAUAAAAUGAUGACAAAAACACAA
This is a messenger RNA of Oncorhynchus kisutch (coho salmon), 4296 nucleotides long. Its product is annotated as glutamate dehydrogenase, mitochondrial. Gene Ontology annotation, molecular function: L-glutamate dehydrogenase (NAD+) activity. Gene Ontology annotation, cellular component: mitochondrion. The record is from RefSeq and is a predicted model, not a curated record. The transcript is spliced from 13 exons. Gene Ontology annotation, biological process: L-glutamate catabolic process. The coding region runs from base 268 to 1887 and encodes 539 amino acids. Lineage: Eukaryota; Metazoa; Chordata; Actinopteri; Salmoniformes; Salmonidae.